GUGGCCGUGCCGGGGAGGUCAGCAAAUGGCGACCCGAGCCCGAGGCGCUGACUCCCGGUCACCCGGGCCUGCGCGGCGACGAGCGUGGGCGGAGGAGGGCGCAGCUCGGCGGGGCCGGGAGCCCAGCACCCGGGCCCUCCUCCCCUGGGCUUUUGGAAACUUGAGUUCAUUGGGGACCAGCGGGUUAAGGUGCAGACUGAAGCAUCGUAACUCUCCGCGGGAUGAGCGAAAGCUGGACUGGCCAUUAUGGAGGAGGACCUGCAGCAUUCACACUGUGUGAAUUGUGUCAGUAGACGGUGUAUGACCAGACCAGAGCCUGGCGUUUCCUGUGACUUGAUUGGUUGUCCAUUGGUUUGUGGAGCAGUUUUCCACUCUUGUAAAGCUGAAGAGCAUCGACUUUUAUGUCCAUUUGAACGUGUGCCUUGCUUAAAUAGUGACUUUGGAUGCCCAUUUACCAUGGCUCGAAAUAAAGUUGCUGAACAUCUAGAAAUGUGUCCUGCAAGUGUGGUGUGCUGUACUAUGGAGUGGAACCGAUGGCCUGUGAGUUACGCAGACCGGAAAUCAUAUGAAAAUCUAAGCAGAGAUGUUGAUGAAGUGGCACAAUUAGAUAUGGCCUUGGCCCUUCAAGACCAAAGAAUGCUCUUAGAAUCUCUCAAAGUAGCUACUAUGAUGUCAAAAGCAACGGAUAAAGUAUCUGAACCUAGGGAAAAAAUACCAGUUAAAUCAAGUGUCCCAGAAACACCACAUACUAAUGGUUUGGUGUCUGUUGAUGAAUCUUACGGUGCACUUUAUCAAGCUACUGUAGAAACAACUAGAAGUUUGGCUGCGGCUUUAGAUAUCUUGAAUACUGCCACAAGAGAUAUUGGCAUGUUAAAUACAAGUCCUUGUGCUACCCCAAAUGAAAUGGAUGAAGGAAAAAACACCAGAGAAAGCUUGCAGGGUAGAAACUUAAAAGACCAGGACCAUCUUUAUGAGGACGAGAUAGGGGCAGUAGGUGGAACUGACCGUAAUGGCACAAGUCAGAAUGCCCAGUCUGAACAAAAUAGUUCCAGUGAUUUAUUAUGUGACUUGAAUGCAGGUUCUUACGGCUCUUCUGCUCUUUGUAAUGGCUUUCCUUUGGAAAAUAUAUGUCCACAGGCGAAAGACCAGGAUCAACAGAAUAACUUAAUAAAUGGAGAAUGUGUGGCAUCAGAUGAUACUUCAGAACCUUCCAGUUCACUUUCAUUAGCAGCACAACUUAGGGAAGUAAUGCCACCCAGUGCUUUGCCUAAUGGCACAGUUCAGCAUAUCCUCAUGCCAGAUGGUGAAGAUGAGGGAGAACUGUACUGGAGAAAAGUAGACUUAGGGGACUUGAGAAAUGUGGAUGUCUUCUCUUUUAGUCAUACUCCUUCAUUCAAAUUUCUUUCUAAUUCAUGUUGGUCUAAGCCAAAGGAAGAUAAAGCAGUAGAUACAUCAGACUUGGAAGUUGCAGAAGAUCCCAUGGGCCUCCAAGGAAUAGAUCUGAUUACAGCAGCCUUACUGUUUUGUCUAGGAGAUUCUCCGGGUGGGAGGGGUAUAUCUGAUAGUCGCAUGGUUGAUGUUUACCACAUUGACUUUGGGACGCAGACUUUUUCACUUCCAUCUGCAAUAUUAGCCACAAAUACAAUGGUUGGAGAAAUAGCUUCUGCUUCAGCUUGUGAUCAUGCCAAUCCACAGCUUUCAAAUCCAAGUCCUUUUCAGACACUUGGACUGGAUUUAGUAUUGGAAUGUGUUGCUAGGUACCAGCCUAAGCAGCGUUCAAUGUUUACCUUUGUGUGUGGACAGUUAUUUAGAAGAAAAGAAUUUUCUUCACAUUUUAAGAAUGUGCAUGGUGACAUUCAUGCUGGACUCAAUGGCUGGAUGGAACAGAGAUGUCCUCUAGCGUAUUAUGGUUGUACCUAUUCUCAGCGAAGGUUUUGUCCAUCAACACAAGGAGCAAAAAUUAUACAUGACCGCCAGUUGAGGUCAUUUGGAGUUCAGCCAUGCGUAUCUACAGUAUUGGUAGAGCCUGCUAGAAACUGUAUGUUGGGAUUACAUAGUGACCAUCUGAGUGGUCUUCCUUUUGAGGUCCUACAACAUAUUACAGGUUUUCUUGAUGGUUUCAGUUUAUGCCAACUCUCAUGUGUGUCCAGAUUAAUGAGGGAUGUGUGUGGCAGUCUCCUUCAGUCUCGUGGAAUGGUCAUACUGCAGUGGGGGAAAAAGAAGUAUCCGGAAGGAAAUUCAUCAUGGCAAAUAAAGGAAAAGGUAUGGCGAUUCAGUACUGCAUUUUGUUCUGUUACUGAAUGGAAGUUUGCUGACAUCUUAAGCAUGGCUGACCACUUGAAGAAAUGCAGUUACAAUAUCGUUGAGAGACGAGAGGAGGCUAUCCCAUUGCCGUGUAUGUGUGUGACUCGAGAACUCACUAAAGGAGGACGUUCGCUGCGCUCAGUUUUAAAACCUGUACUUUAAAAACUGUAACUUGCACAUACAUGCAAGCACUUGGUAUAAUUUCUUUGUAAUAUGUGACACUUUAUUAAUGUAUUAAAGAUUACAACUAGCUAAAUUUAUUGUCACUGUGUAUAUAUAAUGUUUUGAAGUGACAUAUAUUUUUAUAAAGUAUUUAGUUGGAAAAAAGUUGCCUUAACGUUUGAAAUGUGUGAAAUUUUUGGAACUUGCUGGACAGGGUGAUUUAAUCUUUAGCUAUAUGACUUUCAGAAUGAGUAUCUUUCAUGGUGUGCAUAUUUUGGUUCUUAAAUUUUUUCGUAAAAUUAACAAGAUCCUGACCAAACAAUUUACUCCUCAUGUUUUUUGUGGGUUUGAAGCCCCGUGAAAUCAAAAUGUAAAACUUUGAAUCAAAUUUUGGCAGCAUAGGUUUUUCAUUCAGAUAAACAUUUUCAAUUGCUUAAGUACUGCCAUAAGAUCAGUAUAAUGUGCUCCCUUUCCACAGUUGCUGAUGCAUAUGUGAUCUCCAGUAUGUGAAAUAUGAUUAAAAAAAUAUGGUGAAUAUUUACAUUAAAAAACAUUUAUUAAAGUAAGAUACAUUGCCAUUAUUCUUCCCUUCUGCAUCUUAAGUGUCUUUAGUUGGGGUGUUAUGACCACCUAAAUCAGCUCAACAUGUUUACCUUUCAUAGUCAUUGUAACUUUGGGGAAGAGUUGCAUGGUGCCAGAUCUGGUGAAUAAGGUGGAUGGGACACAUUGUAAUGCUUUUAUGAACUUGCUUUUCCAUUUGAUAGCAGCAUUCACUGUACGUUUUGAUCACACUUUGUAAAGAACUCACAAAAGAGGACUUCUUGAACUACUUCAGAAAUUGGCAAGAAUAAUGGGAUAAGUAUGUUGGAAGCAAGGGGGAUUAAUAAUUUAAAAAAUUUAAACAUUCACUGAAUAUUUUGAUCACUCUUAUUAAAUAUAUAAAUCACAAUAUUUAAAAUAACAGCUAAUGUUUGGUAAUGCCAUUUGUUUUAAAAAUACAAAGAUGUGUUCAUCUUACGUUCUUACAACUGUUAUACAGUGAUCAUUUACACCUUUUGUUUUUAUUAGAUGCCAGAUCCAAAGACUCUUGGCAGUGUUUUACCUGACAGGUAAAAGCAAAACAAGCAAACAGAAAGCAAGCCUGUGAAUUUGAAACAAUUCAUGGUACUAUAUUUGCUAGAUAUUUAAUAUUUGAGAAGCAAAUAUACCUCAUUUUAAGUGAAUAUGGCAUAUUGUAUGUUAAUUUCAAAUAUUCAGAAUGUAAAAGGGCUUAACUUUUUUCAUAAGCAUUUAAAAUUUUUCUUAUUGAUGUUUAUAAAAAAUACAACUGAAUGAAGCAUUUAAAAAUGUGAAAUUUUGUGUCCCUUAUGUAAGGUAAUGAUUGAGCAGAAACUUGUAUUGAUUGACAAUCUCUUCAAAAUGUUUCCAAGUUAAUUCCCCAUACACAUCUGUAUUAGAAAGUAAGAGUGAGUGGUAUCUUUGUAUAAAGAACAAAAUAUGAGGACAAUUUUCAAAGUCCUGUUUUUGAAAUAUUGUUUUAAAAUUGAUUUAUAAUAAAGCUUGAUGUGGUCACCUUAGAAAGGAAUAUACAUGUUGUAUCAUAUUUAAAAAUAAAUUGCAAAGAUGGGGACAUAUAUUUAAAUAAUUUGUCUUAGGUGAAUUCUGGCAUUUGAUAAGCUGAAAUGGUGAAAAACUACCUUGUAAUAAGUGGCAAAACUAAUUGUAUCUCCUACAUUUGUCCUUGAGAGAGCUUUAUGGUUACUGAUUCAUGAUUCCCAUAUAUGGCAGUCAGGCUGGGCAGAGGCGUUCCUUGGGCAUUAGAGAAUUCUGAACUGCUUAAGAUUUGUUUUGGUUGAAUCAACUAAUCAGUUUUGCUUCACCUGUCAUUUUAAGUAUAGAAUACUUAUUUCUCAGUGCUUAAACUUUCUUUUUCAACUGCAGGAUGAAAUUGCAUAAAAUGUCUGUGUUUCUGUGAAAAAGCUAGAAAUAAGGUAUCAAGUACUGUAAAAUAUAACUCCAUCUUUUAAAGUUUUGCUGAAGAAUGUGUCUAUGAUUAGGCUACCACUAGCAUUAACUUUUUGCUUUAUGGUGUGCUUUAUUAAACCCCAUGAUUUUUAAGCUUAAGACUUCUUGUUUCCACACUGGUUCAUGAGCUAUUUAACAUUUUUCCACCUAUAUUUCUUUUACACAUCUUUUGCCAUUCUUUUGUUUGUUAUGCCACCAUAGUAUUUUGUAAAUAUGUUUUCUUUGUGCAACAUUUGUUCGUUCUAAUAAAAUUGUUUUCCCUUUAUAUGA
This is a messenger RNA of Heterocephalus glaber (naked mole-rat), 4761 nucleotides long. RefSeq names its product F-box protein 30 (gene Fbxo30). Lineage: Eukaryota; Metazoa; Chordata; Mammalia; Rodentia; Bathyergidae. Gene Ontology annotation, molecular function: protein binding; ubiquitin protein ligase activity; zinc ion binding. The record is from RefSeq and is a predicted model, not a curated record.